UUUUGAAAUUCACUACUGAUUUAUUAUAUGUUUUGCCAAAAGGUAUUUGAAUGAACACUGCAUCUUCGACUAAAAUAUGAAUGAUAGAAACUAAACAAAAAUUGAACCAAGAAUUAAUAUGAUUUGAACGAGUCUGUUUUUUUAUAAUAUGCUUAUUCCAAUUCUAUUUCGUGUUACAAGUUUGUGCUUGGUCAAAUCAUUUAUUAUUUUAUUUCUUUAAAUAGUAUAAUAAUAUCAGACCAUAUCAUUUCAAGAUUGGUCAUGAUCUGCAUGACUUUGUUUCUAACUAAUUAAAGAGAAGAUAAAUGAAAAUUUCGAAACUUCAACUUUGAGAGAGUCCAUUGCGUCUCAUUUUCUCAUUGUGUUAUUGUGUAAACACACAUGCUUGAGUGCGUAAUUAUGCAUCCCCAUGCAAAUAAAGUUAUAUAUAUAAUUUAUACUAUUUACACUAUAUAUUACUAUUAGUUUAUUAUUAUGGGUAUUAGGUUGUAAAUGUGUUUGCAUGUGUGAAAUGACUUAGCAAGACUGCUGGCGACGAACUUUAUUAGUUAGAAACAACAGAUAAUCAUUUAAAGAUAGCUAAAAAGAAAAGGUUCACAUAUGCCCUUUAAAUUUCUUUUUUUCUUGAAAAAGGGCAUGCAUGCCCUUUAAAUUUCACUUUUAGUGAUUUCUUAAUUAAGGUUUUGUACGCAAAUAUAGCUAAGACGUGUUUGGAUAUAAGUAAAUUGCUUUGUGUUGUCAGAUGUAAACGGUAAUUCUUCUUGCUUUGAACUUAUGCUUAUCUAUUGGAGAUAUAAAUGUAGCAAAGACAAAUAGUUUUGAUAACUAACAAAUAAAUCAAAUGUUAAUUGAGACUUACACUUAUAAUUAGGGAUUCAAAACUUCUUGAUCACUAACAAAUAAAUCGAAGAUUCGUGAAAGUUCUUUUUGCAAAAGAAGCUAAGAAUCGAAACAUCAUGCAUGUAGCUCAUACCGGAUUAGAUAGAGGUGGUUUUUGGAACCAGUUUUUCCAGUUUUUUAGCAGCUAAAACUUGAUCUUAUUGUAUGGAUAGUUUGACAAAAAAAAUCAAAAGUGAUUUUAGAAUGAGAAGUGGCUCUCAAGUAAUAUAAUUAUACAUUUGAAAAAUUAAUUUGACUUUUAAAAUAAAAUAGGUUCUUGUUCAUGCCUUGAAGUUCAAUAACAUCUACAAGAAAAUAGUAGUGGUCCCAAAUAUAGAAGACUCGAUACAUAUAUGAAGUUGAGAAGACUUGAAUGAUAAAUGAACUUGAUUUGAUUUGAGAACCGUAUCCACAUAGUCAUUGGACUAGGCAGAGAAAACAAAUGUAGAAGUCACCUCUAUAGGAGGACUCCACAACCAAAGGUUUGACUUCUUCUUCGGAAUCACAAAGCCAAAACGAUAAUCUGGAAAGGUAAAUAGACAGCAGCACAAAACGAUAAUACCGAGUCUGCUGCCGACCAUUAACCUUAAUAUUUUUCAAAAUAAAAUUGGUUAAUAUAAUGUCCAGACAGGUCGUUAAUAAUGUAAUAAAAUUACCCAAAAAGUAUUAUUAAGAAAAUGAAAAAACUUUUAUUGACACGGAAAAAUAGAGACUUUUCUCAGAAGAGAAACAUAGUAAAAAAACCUGUCCAAAGAUUUGGCCUUUUGUCACUGUUUCUCUUCUUUCUACUUCGUCCCCACGACAUGAGAUUCUUCUCUCUCUAGGCCUCUCUCUCUAUAUAAUCUGAAUCUUCUUGUCUUUCUUCUUUCACAAUCUCUCAACUUAUAAGAGCUUAAGUUCUUGAUUCCUCAUGGAUUCCUGUGACAAGAUCUUAUGGAUCCUUGAAUGAUGUAAUCUUUGCUUUCUCUCCAUCCCGACCCGGAUCCGUAACCAGCUCUCAGACCCGGUUUGUUACCAUUAUUAAACCCCCAUUGAAAUUAAACUUCUUUUUUUUCCCUUUCUCCUCUUGAUCAUUCCGUGUUGACCUUCCUCUUCUUUUGGUCUUCGCUCCAAGUUUCUGUAGAUACUUGAAGAACUUUCUCAAAGUCUCGAUCUUUUGAUUCAGAAGAUUGGGAUAAAGUCAUCAGCUUUGGUACUAACCAAUGGCGAGCAAGUCCGGGCAGAGAGUUCGGUUGGUGAAAUGCCCCAAGUGCUUAAAGAUUCUACAGGAAGACGAAGAUGUUCCUGUUUAUCAAUGCGGUGGUUGCUCAGCCAUUCUCCAAGCCAAAAGACGGAGCACUGCUCCAAAAACUGCACCAAGUGCAGGAGAAGCAGAGAGGGCUCAAGCAAGUGAGUCUUCAAACACUGCACCAAGUGCAGGAGAAACAAAAGGGGCUCAAGCUAGUGAGCUUCCAAGCACUCCACCAAGUGCAGGAGAAGCAGAGAGGGAUCAAGCCAGUGAGUCUCCAAACGCUGCAACAAGUGGAGGAGAAGCAGAAGGGGUUCAAGCCAGUGAGUCUCCAAACGCUGCACCAAGUGCAGGAGAAGCAGAAGGGGCUCAAGCCAGUGAGCAUCUAAACACUGCAACAAGUGGAGGAGAAGCAGAAGGGGUACAAGCCAGUGAGUCUCCAAACGCUGCACCAAGUGAAGGAGAAGCAGAAGGGGCGCAAGCCAGUGAGCAUCUAAACACUGCAACAAGUGCAGGAGAAGCAGAGGGGGGUCAAGCCAGUGAGCCGCCAAGCGAGCCUGAAACCAACAAUGUGUCCAGCAGCUCAGGGCAGGACACGGUUCUUGCUUCACCCUCAGGCCAAGAAGAUGAGAAGGAUCAGGAUGGAUCCAUGGAGUCCACUGAGAAGCAGCUUGAUGGCUUAGAGUUAUCUCAAGGAGAGGAGAGGAAUGAAAUCCAACUGCGCGAACUCUCACUUGGUGAUUCUGACAAGAAUGAAGAAGAAGACAACUCCAGCAGGUUGAAGUCUGAUAUGAAAUCCGUGGCUGGGACUAGCUCAGGAAGCUUGAAUGAUGAUCCUGUGAUGGAAGCAAGAAGAACUAGUGAUUCGUCUAGUGAUGCUUUCCACAAGCUUGAAGCUGAAAUCUCUCCUGAUGCUUCUCCAAUUGAAGAGGAGCAACAAGACCAAGAAGAUCAUCUUUUUCAACCUCACAGGGACUCAACAGAUGAUCUUCCUGCAAACAAGACUUCUUCUGCAUAUGAUGGGAGCAAGUCUUCCUCCGACGAAAGAGAAGACCAAGAAGAAAACCAACAAUGGAAUGCUCUUCAGAACAUAAGAUACCCUCAAACUUUCAAGGAGCAAGGUGGAAGUUCCUCAUCUACUUUCUCUGACAAGAGGCCAAGUGGGACUACCACACACAAGGAACGGCAUCAGUACAAGUCUCUGCAACUUGAGGGGCCAGGAGGACGUCUUGGAAGACAAGGGAGGAGACACGUCUCAGAACAACUUCGACCAGACGUGCCUUUAUAUCCGAGAGAACCAUACGCACGUCUAAGCCCUUCUUCAUAUCCAUCACACGAUGUGUUUGAUCGCUAUUCCCGUGCACACUCGCUUCAAAUGCCUCCUCCAUACGAGGGUGUUGACCAUAUGUAUCACAACAACAACACAAGGGCAAGAGAACGGGGACAAGGGAGUAGGUUCUCAGGAGAGAUGACGAACCAUCCCGGUUGGUAUUCAAGUCAGAUGUAUAGCUCUUACAGCUCAUACUCCGCGAGUCCACAGAGACUAAUGGAACAACAACCUGAGUAUUAUCCGAGAUGGAGCCAUGAGAUAGUCUCUGAUGCUGAGGAUCAUCAGCGUACUAGACAUGAGGCCCGUCUUCGUCGACAACAGCCUGUGGCCAAGCGUCAUAUCCGUCCAACGGCCGGUGGGGCCCCUUUCGUUAGCUGUUACAGCUGCUCAGCAAACCUACAGCUUCCUGUAGACUUUCUCAUUUUCAAGAGGAAGUAUCAUCUCCUCAGAUGCGGCACUUGCACCACUGUUCUCAGAUUCUCGCUUCAGUCCAGAACUCAUUUAGUUCCUGCAGUAACACAUGACAUAAACGCUAACAGGAGUAGCAAUCCCGAAAACCCGAGCUCCUCUGCUGCUCAGGAAGAGGAAGAGGAAGAGGAGAUACCUGUGGCUAGAGGCUCACCGCUUCAUCGGCUAAUGGGAUAUUCUACUGUAAGCCAAGUCUUUAAAGCUUCUCAGCGUCCUCCUUCUGUGUAAGAUCUCUCUGCUUCUUCUGAUCAAGCAACGAGAAGCUAUUGCAUUUUUCUAGAUCGAUAGUUUUGCCAUUCGUUUUAUCAUUCUUUGUCUCACAUGUUUAUAGGUAAAAAAGAUUUGUUUCUGCACUUCUGUUUUAAGGUUAGAGAAAACCACAACACUUGUGCAAAAUUAUACACAAAAGAUAUAUGUUGUAUAUACAGUCAUCUAGCAUAUGUUUGUAACAAUAUUGAAUUCAGCAUUAUUCCUAGUU
Molecule: messenger RNA, 4383 nt
Organism: Brassica rapa (field mustard)
Lineage: Eukaryota; Viridiplantae; Streptophyta; Magnoliopsida; Brassicales; Brassicaceae
Product: protein ENHANCED DISEASE RESISTANCE 4
Biological process (GO): regulation of defense response to fungus
Source: RefSeq, a predicted model, not a curated record